AAUUUCAUCAUUGAGAGAACAUCUUUUCAUGGAGACUCCUACAAUGGAUCCAGUAUUCGUUAACAAUGACGUAAGGGAAAUUGAAUAGAUUAGUCGUAUCAAAUAAUAAAAAAAAUGCCAGGAUUUUUAUUCUCUUCUUCUUGUCUUCCAAGCAUAGCCUGGUUUGGAAUUUCUAUAAAUAAGUUUCUAAGCAGAUCAGUGCAAUGAACUGCUAGAAUUACAUUUUGCCCAGACUUUGGUUUUCUCAACUCCAUUACUUCUCAUCAUCGAACAUGACAGACAUCAAUACAAAUUCUGCAACAAAGAGAUUGGCAGUAGUCACAGGAGCAAAUAAAGGGCUUGGAUUCGAGAUAUGUCAACAGUUAGCUUCCAAUGGUGUAGCAGUGGUUUUGACAGCCAGAGAUGAGAAGAAGGGUGUUGAAGCUGUUGAGAAGCUCAAAGGGUCUGGGCUUUCUGAUGUGGUUUUUCAUCAGCUGGAUUUGAAGGACACUGCUAGUAUUGAUUCCCUUUCUCUUUUCAUCAAAACCCAGUUUGGAAAGCUUGAUAUCUUGGUGAACAAUGCAGCUGUUUCUGGAAUAGUAUUUGAUGAUGGUGGUCUCGCAGCCAUAAUGGCAGUGGAUGAUGAUUCUAGAGAAGUUAGGGAAGCUAAAUUUAGACAACUGGCAAGACAAACUUGUGAGACAGGCGAAGAAUGUCUAGAAGCAAACUACUAUGGCACCAAAAAAGUGACUGAAGCACUUCUUCCUCUCCUUCAGUUAUCUGAUUCACCAAGAAUUGUGAAUGUUUCUUCUUCCGCAGGGAAGCUACAGAACAUCUCAGUCACCUGGGCUAAGGAAGUGCUAAGUGAUAUUGAUGGCCUCACAGAAGAGAGAGUGGAUGAGGCAGUGAACAAGUAUCUAAAGGAUUUCAAGGAGGGUUUAAUAGAAACUAAAGGCUGGCCUGCAUAUAGUAUGUCCAAAGCAUCUUUGAAUGCCUACACAAAGAUUCUAUCAAAAAAAUUCCCCAAAUUCCGGAUAAAUUGUGUCUGCCCAGGUUUCGUCAAAAGUGACUUCAACUAUAACUUAGGGAAAUUUACUAUUGAAGAAGGUGCAGCAGGUCCGGUAAAGUUGGCUUUUUUAACUGAUGAUGGCCCUUCUGGGCUAUUCUUUUUUCAGAAGGAAGUGACUUCCUUUUGAUCAAAUAUUGUUCAAGAUUAUAUUUUUUUCUUUUUCUUUUGUGAUGGGGGGUUGGGGAUGAAGAUCAUCUUCUUUUGCUUGAAUGCUGUUCAAGUUCGUCUUCAUAAGAGAGAAUAAAGCUGGAGUUACCUCUUUUCCUUAGUUCUUUGCUCCUGUGUAUUAAGCAUCUCGCUGAUGAUGAAAUAAAAUAUGUUAGAAUUGAUACUAAA
Macadamia integrifolia is the source of this 1384-nucleotide messenger RNA. Its product is annotated as salutaridine reductase-like. The record is from RefSeq and is a predicted model, not a curated record. Gene Ontology annotation, cellular component: membrane. Bases 273 to 1175 code for a protein of 300 amino acids. Gene Ontology annotation, molecular function: oxidoreductase activity, acting on the CH-OH group of donors, NAD or NADP as acceptor. NCBI's taxonomy places the organism in Eukaryota, Viridiplantae, Streptophyta, Magnoliopsida, Proteales, Proteaceae. The transcript has 5 exons.